Molecule: messenger RNA, 471 nt
Organism: Saccoglossus kowalevskii
Lineage: Eukaryota; Metazoa; Hemichordata; Enteropneusta; Harrimaniidae
Product: sperm acrosomal protein FSA-ACR.1-like
Source: RefSeq, a predicted model, not a curated record
AUGGGGCCAAGUGGACAACAGAUAGUUCCAAUGGGGCCAAGUGGACAACAGGUAGUCCCAAUGGGUUCAUGUGGACAACAGGUAGUUCCAAUGGGGUCAAGUGGACAGCAGGUAGUCCCAAUGGGGCCAGGUGGACAACAGGUAGUUCCAAUGGGGUCAUGUGGACAACAGGUAGUUCCAAUAGGGCAAAGUGGACAGCAGGUAGUUCAAAUAGGGCCAAGUGGACAGCAGGUAGUUCCAAUAAGGCCAAGUGGACAACAGGUAGUUCAAAUAGGGCCAAGUGGACUGCAGGUAGUUCCAAUAAGGCCAAGUAGACAACAGGUAGUUCCAAUAGGGCCAAGUGGACAGCAGGUAGUUCCAAUAGGGCCAAGUGGACAGCAGACAGUUCCGAUAGGGCCAAGCGGACAGCAGGGAGUUCCAAUAGGGCCAAGUGGACAGCAGGUAGUUCCAAUAUGGCCAAGUGGACAGCAG